GUUGAAUAGCAGUUCAAACAUCCACCUCAAUCGCGGCGCAUCACCCUCAGCACGUUCAGACUCGCGAAUAUGGUCCUCAAGCUCUACGGUGGUUCGCGUUCAACAUGCACCAGGCGCGUCGCCAUGGUAUUGAAGGAGAAGAAUGUCCCGUUCGAGUUUGUGGCCGUCGACUAUAAGAAGGGCGAGAGCAAAGUGGCUGCGUACCUCGAGAAGCAGCCCUUCGGCCAGGUCCCGUACAUCGACGACGACGGCUUCGUCCUCUUCGAGAGCCGUGCCAUUGCGCGCUACAUCGCGCUCAAGUACCGCGAUCAGGGCACGCCGCUCGUCCCCGACCCCGCGGACCUCAGGGCCGUGGCUCGCUUCGAGCAGGCGGCCAGCAUCGAGACCAGCAACUUCGACGAGUUCGCGCACGGGCUCGCGGUGGAGAAGGUCUUCAAGCCGAUGCGCGGCGGCACAACGAACGAGGCGAACGUCGAGUACCUCGCCGCUACGUUCGAUGCGAAGCUUAACGGCUACGAGGCCAUCCUGUCGAAGCAGAAAUACCUCGCUGGUGAUGAGUUCACACUCGCCGACCUCUUCCACCUGCCAUACGGCGCAAUGCUCAAGCAGCUCGAUUAUGGCUACCUUGAAGAUUUCGGAAGGCGGCCCAACCUUGCCAGGUGGUGGAAGGAUAUUGCCUCUCGUCCCUCGUGGCAGGCCGUAAAGGAGAAAGUUGAAUAAACGGCUCUGGAGACUCUGGCCUUUUGACCAGUGUAUAAUUAACUCAAUGCAUAGAGAAUGGAAAGAGACUAAAUGAUCCA
Messenger RNA from Phanerochaete carnosa HHB-10118-sp, 800 nucleotides. RefSeq lists its product as uncharacterized. The transcript is spliced from 4 exons. Bases 70 to 720 code for a protein of 216 amino acids. Gene Ontology annotation, cellular component: cytoplasm. Lineage: Eukaryota; Fungi; Basidiomycota; Agaricomycetes; Polyporales; Phanerochaetaceae. The record is from RefSeq and is a predicted model, not a curated record. Gene Ontology annotation, molecular function: glutathione transferase activity; glutathione binding.